CUCUCUCUCUCUCUCUCUCUCUCUCUCUCUCUCUCUCUCGCGAUUCGACCAUGGAGAUCCUCUCUGCUCCAAUCUCUUCAUGCUCGAAAGAGCACCAAAAGAUCUAUCAGGAAUGGUUUUCAUAUACAGAUUCAGAUAACGACGGAAGGAUUACCGGGAACGAUGCCACAAAGUUGUUUGCCAUGUCCAAGCUAUCCCGCCCAGAACUCAAACAGGUGUGGGCGAUUGCAGACUUGAAGCGUCAAGGAUUUCUCGGUUUCAGAGAGUUCAUUACUGCAAUGCAGCUAAUUGCUCUGGCGCAAGCAGGACAUGAAAUUACUCAGGACAUGCUUACUACUGCAGUAGAUUUGGAGCAUUUGGAACCUCCGGUGAUGGAAGGUUUGGAUACAUUAAUAGCUAAAAGUAAGCCUUCAUUGAAAAUAAGUGAUCCUGAUAUAAAUUUAACUCCUCAGCCACAAACACCAUCAUUCCUGUGGUCUGCCUCAAAAUCUGUAAAAAAGAUGCCUCUCAGCUCUGUUACGUCAAUAGUUGAUGGCUUGAAGAGGUUAUACAUUGAAAAACUGCAGCCAUUGGAAGUUACUUAUCGUUUCAACGAUUUUGCUUCUCCACUAUUGACAAGCAGUGAUUUUGAUGCCAAGCCCAUGGUUAUGCUGUUAGGCCAGUAUUCCACCGGAAAAACAACAUUCAUUAAACAUUUGCUACGAAGCAGCUAUCCAGGAGCUCACAUCGGACCUGAACCUACGACUGACAGAUUCGUUGUUGUUAUGUCAGGACCUGAUGAAAGGAGUAUCCCAGGAAACACUAUUGCUGUGCAAGCAGACAUGCCUUUUAGUGGCCUCACAACAUUUGGAACUGCAUUUUUAUCAAAAUUUCAAUGUUCCCAGAUGCCAAAUUCACUACUAGAACACAUCACCUUUGUCGAUACACCUGGAGUCCUUUCUGGAGAAAAGCAACGGACGCAGCGCAGCUACGAUUUUACCGGCAUUACAUCGUGGUUUGCAUCGAAGUGUGAUCUUAUCCUUCUUUUAUUUGAUCCUUAUAAACUUGAUAUCAGUGAUGAAUUCAAGCGUGUGAUUGGAUCUCUGCGUGGCCAUGAUGACAAGAUACGUGUGGUUCUGAAUAAGGCAGACCAAGUUGACACACAACAGCUGAUGAGAGUUUAUGGAGCCUUGAUGUGGUCUCUUGGAAAAGUUUUGAAUACUCCUGAAGUUAUGCGUGUUUACAUUGGAUCGUUCAAUGACAAACCUGUAAAUGAAGCAGCUGUGGGUCCAAUUGGAAAGGAACUGUUUGAGAAGGAGCAAGACGACCUUCUUGCUGAUUUAAAAGAUAUUCCUAAAAAGGCUUGCGACCGCCGAAUCAAUGAAUUUGUAAAACGUGCCAGAGCUGCUAAGAUUCAUGCAUACAUAAUCAGCCAUCUUAAAAAGGAGAUGCCAGCAAUGAUGGGCAAGGCUAAGACUCAACAACGACUCAUUGAUAAUCUAGAGGAUGAAUUUGGAAAGGUCCAAAGAGAGUUCCAUCUACCAGCAGGUGAUUUCCCCAACGUCGAUCACUUCAAGGAAGUCUUGAGUGGAUAUAGUAUUGACAAGUUUGAGAAGUUGAAGCCAAAGAUGAUACAAGCCAUUGAUGAUAUGCUGGGAUACGACAUACCGGAGCUCCUCAAGAACUUUAGAAAUCCUUACGAAUGAUAAGAUUUUUAGCUGAAGAGAAGGAAAAGAGAUUGCGAAUGGCUGAUGGGUGUGGCGAUGCAAUUUGUAUAUCUUGCUUAUGCUGUCUUUUGAUUACUACCAUUUUCUAUCUCAUUCAAGUAUUCAUAUGGGCAUGCUUAUACUCAAAUGUGUGCAUUAAGGAUAUCAAUCAUAUCCUGGUUGAAAGCUAGAUUAUGCUUGUAUUAGUCCAGGACAAUUGUAGCUUGUUCUAAAGGAAACACAAACAUCUAUUACUCUCUAUUCGUCGGAUUUCAGUGUCAGUUGAUUUCAGGCUUUUAAUGUC
Magnolia sinica is the source of this 1989-nucleotide messenger RNA. RefSeq names its product EH domain-containing protein 1-like. The transcript is spliced from 16 exons. The coding region runs from base 51 to 1685 and encodes 544 amino acids. Gene Ontology annotation, biological process: endosomal transport; endocytosis. Gene Ontology annotation, molecular function: protein binding; GTP binding; calcium ion binding. Lineage: Eukaryota; Viridiplantae; Streptophyta; Magnoliopsida; Magnoliales; Magnoliaceae. The record is from RefSeq and is a predicted model, not a curated record. Gene Ontology annotation, cellular component: cytoplasm; intracellular membrane-bounded organelle; plasma membrane.